Helianthus annuus (common sunflower) is the source of this 1143-nucleotide messenger RNA. RefSeq lists its product as uncharacterized. Lineage: Eukaryota; Viridiplantae; Streptophyta; Magnoliopsida; Asterales; Asteraceae. Bases 1 to 1143 code for a protein of 380 amino acids. The transcript has a single exon. The record is from RefSeq and is a predicted model, not a curated record.
AUGGUUGCUGGUCUUUUUCAUGGUUUUCAGCUUCCAAAUGAUGGGCCAACUCUCUCUAGUCUUUGUUACGCUGACGAUGUUCUUUUUAUUGGCAAAUGGUCAGAUCAGAAUGUGGUGACUCUCAUCCGGCUUCUGAGAUGGUUAGGUCUUGUCACGGGGCUGAAAAUUAAUAAUAAAAAGUGUAAGCUUUUUGGCAUUGGAGUUCAGGAGGAGGAGGUAGCUCGUUUGGCGUCUAAAUUGAAUUGUGAAGCUGGGGCGCUCCCGUUUUUGUAUCUGGGAGUUCCAAUCGGGGCUAAUAUGAAGCGGGCCAAAUUUUGGGAACUGGUGGUGAGCAGGGUGGGAGCUAGACUAUCAAAAUGGAAAGCGAGACACCUUUCUUUUGCUGGUAGGCUCACUCUCGCUAAGUCGGUAUUGGGGAGUAUUCCUUCGUAUUAUAUGUCGUUGUUUUUGGCUCCAAAGGUUAUCAAUAAUAAGAUUGAUAGAAUUAGGAGGGAUUUUGUUUGGGGUAUUACGGACGCUAAGAAAAAAUUUAGAUGGGUCAGAUGGGAGUCGAUGUUGCGUUCGAAAAAGUCCGGGGGUCUGGGGGUUGGGAGAUUAAGUGACUUCAACUUAGCAUUGUUGACUAAGUGGUGGUGGAGAUUCAGAAUGAAUCCGAAUCAGCUUUGGGCUCGUGUGAUUGGUUCGAUUCACAAUUUCAAUUAUGCGGAUCAAAUUAUUCCGGUUUCUAAGUCCUUUCCAGGGGUGUGGAAGGAUAUUGGCUCCAUGGCUCAGGAGCUGAGUAAAAGGGGUAUCGAUGUUAAGCAUAAUCUGGUCGUUAACAAUGGCAGCUGGAAAUGGCGAACAUGCUCGGAUGACUCGUUCUCAGUUAAGCAAGUGCGUAGUGAUCUUGAAGACUCGAUGAGGCCAGAUUUGGGAUGUCUUGCAGGUUUCGAGUGGUCCAGUUGGGCUCCGCCUAAAGCUAACCUCCUUCUUUGGCGAGCUACCCUUGGUAAGAUUGCGAGUCGGUCGGUUUAUCUCAUAGAGGCAUCUCUAUGCCUGAUGUCUCUUGUCCUCGGUGCGGCCUCGGUAAUGAAGAUUCCAACCAUAUUUUCAUUAAUUGUCUUUGGGCAAGAAGCAUUUAGUGGAAUGUGCUUUCGUGGAUAA